AACAUAACUUACAGAUUUUGUCAGUAUAUUCAUCUCAUCUGUUUAUUCUAAGCUGGUAAGUUUUGUACAAAAUGGGCACCAUUGUUAGUCGACUACGAUAUCGCUUAACUCGUCCCAUUAGAGAAUACAAUCUUCAGGAUAGAGCACUACAAGCUGUUGAUCGCAAUAAGGACAUUCCCUCUCCACGCCAUCCUUCCACAAGCAACCUCAUUGAAACAUCAAUACAGAGCUUAGAUGAGGAAAUGAGGAACCAGCUAAAUAAUCCAGACCCAAGACUGGCAAGCCGUCUGCAGAAAGUUUACGUUACUUCACAGGAUGUCAUCCCAGUCCAGCCAGUGUCAAGCCAGGCCCCAGAGCGACCACUGCCACUCAACAGGACGCCAGGACGAUCGCCGCAUGACAGCUUUCACAACCCUGACGUCGUACCUUAUGGAAAGGUGAAAUUAAAAGACGUUAUGGCGUUUUUGAUAAAGCAUCAAGAAAACCCAUCGGAGCACAACGCCUCCAGCAUCGCCAGGAACUACAAACUGACUGCACAACAAUGUGUCAAAUUUAACGUAUAUUUAACUUCAGGUCAAAGUAAACUGAGUUUUUAUGUGCUUACAGAGCAAGUGCUAAAAUACUUCGGAACGUUUCGCCUAAUGAUGCCGGCGGAGACGACCAAGAAACAAGCGGAAACGUUAAAGCGCCUGCAAGCAACGUCCGACUACUUUGUCAACCCGGGGGAGUUACCUAGCACAUUGCGAGGGUUGCCUGAGCUGGACAAGCCUCCAUCGAAGGAAGAAAUAAAGAAGGAAAAAGUGACUCGCCCAGUCACACAGGUUCAAGACUCAAAGCAAGACACCAGUCAUGACGUCACUUUGUUGCAGUAUAAAGUGAAUGAAGAAGUACUCAAAAUUAUAAAGAGUGCGGACUACAGAGAAGAAACCAAACCCAUUGAAAUUGUAAGGCAGCCAACGAAGCUGGGAGUGGAAGGGAUGACGUUGCGGUCUCCUCAUCACGGGCACCGUACUGAUGAUAAAAAGUCGAAUGAUGACAGUGCUAAGUAGCCCUGGAAAGGUCUCAAGUACUCUGUAUAAAAGAAAUAGGUCCUUGUGAGAUUAAAUGGACCAGUGCAUCGUGUUUUGUAAAUAAUCAAAUCGAUACCUGUUACCCUGUAAUAUAGCACCGGCUUGGUCUAAGAGUUGGUCAGGCCAUCCGAAGGCAAAAAACUGCCCUUAAUUAUUCAAGGAUUGCUACA
This is a messenger RNA of Hyalella azteca, 1240 nucleotides long. RefSeq names its product NADH dehydrogenase [ubiquinone] 1 alpha subcomplex assembly factor 4-like. The record is from RefSeq and is a predicted model, not a curated record. Bases 72 to 1049 code for a protein of 325 amino acids. Lineage: Eukaryota; Metazoa; Arthropoda; Malacostraca; Amphipoda; Hyalellidae. The transcript is spliced from 5 exons. Gene Ontology annotation, biological process: mitochondrial respiratory chain complex I assembly. Gene Ontology annotation, cellular component: mitochondrion.